GUUCUAAUCAUUCAGCUGUUCUAUAGUUUAUAGCGAAGAAACACAAUGUUUCGACCCGAAUUGCAUGGGCUUUCGCCCGACUUUCAGUUAACGAAAUUUACCAAUCACACUGGGUGAAGUUGCAAAAUCCCCCAAAAAGUACUUGAGAAGUACCUAAGGGGAACAGAAAUAGCAAGUAAGAACAACGAUGGAUACCUUAUCGGCUCUGGAAUGGACUGCGCAGUUAUACCUCUAAAGCGGCACAAAGAAUACUUACUUGUUCAAACCGUUGACUUCUUUUAUCCUAUGGUGAAUGAUCCGGAACUAUUGGGACGUAUUGCACUUGCUAAUGUCUUAAGUGAUGUGUAUGCGGUUGGGGUGACGGCUUUUGAUACCGUAGAAAUGAUCGUCAGUACAUCGACAAGCUUUACUGACAAGGAACGAGACACUGUCAUUUCAUUAAUCAUAAAGGGGUUCCAGAACUCUUUAAAAGCAAAUGGCUAUCAUAACACCCCCCUUGUAAUUAGACAGCUAAAGAUCAAUCCUUGGUGCAUUAUUGGUGGCAUAGCAACAUCUAUCUACAGAAGAGGGGAAAUAAUUCUACCAUCUAAUGCUCAGCCCGGCGACGUUUUGGUCCUUACAAAACCCUUGGGAGGACAGAUGGCGAUGGAUGCUCACCUGUGGCAACUUAACCAGACUGAAAAGUAUAAAACACUGCUGUCUGAAUUCAGCGACGAUGAUAUAAGGGAAACUUUUGAAAUAGCAGUUAAAUCUAUGACUUAUUUGAACAAAAAUGCCGCCCUUUUAAUGCACAAGUAUCAGGCGCAUUGCGCCACGGAUAUUACAGGAUUUGGUUUAUUGGGUCACGCCAACAAUCUCGCCCAAUUCCAAAAGGAAAACGUUUCAUUCCAAAUUAAUAAGUUGCCAAUUAUUAAAAAUGUACUUAAGUUUAGCGCUUUAAUUGGCCAAAGCACAAAGUUUCGUUCUGGCAGGUCAGUGGAAACCUCUGGAGGGCUCUUAAUUUGCCUUACCCCCGAUGCCGCCGAUCAAUUCUGCCGGGAGUUUGAAGAAGUUACUAACGGAGAGCAAAAAUCAUUUAAAAUAGGAUACGUAAAAGCCGCCCAGGAGUCAGAUGCAGUUCUGUGUGAUGAAGUAGAGCUCGUUGAAGUCAGUCUAUAAUUAAAUGGUAAAAAUUAAUUAUUCAACACAUGACGAUUAUUUCAUAAAGGCUUUUCGGCUUGGAAAUGAUCUAAACUUUAUUGUACAUGCAAGGUGUAUAAUAAAUUUGAUGAUUAAUUAACCAA
This is a messenger RNA of Drosophila subpulchrella, 1283 nucleotides long. It is a transcript of the gene Sps2, whose product is annotated as selenide, water dikinase 2. The record is from RefSeq and is a predicted model, not a curated record. Gene Ontology annotation, molecular function: ATP binding; selenide, water dikinase activity. Gene Ontology annotation, cellular component: cytoplasm. Gene Ontology annotation, biological process: L-selenocysteine biosynthetic process. The transcript has 4 exons. Lineage: Eukaryota; Metazoa; Arthropoda; Insecta; Diptera; Drosophilidae.